This is a messenger RNA of Homarus americanus (American lobster), 2833 nucleotides long. RefSeq lists its product as uncharacterized. NCBI's taxonomy places the organism in Eukaryota, Metazoa, Arthropoda, Malacostraca, Decapoda, Nephropidae. The record is from RefSeq and is a predicted model, not a curated record. Bases 354 to 1364 code for a protein of 336 amino acids. The transcript is spliced from 3 exons.
UUUGAGCCCAUAUCACUGAUAACACCUAAUCAUAUUCAUGCUCCCAAGUUACAAGAUCACUUUAAAUACAAAUGUGGACCUAACAUUUUGUGCUCUUAACAAAAUUUUAGGGUAUAAAGAAUGAUGCUCAAGGACACCAGAUUAAGAAGGGUGUCCAUCUGUGGUGGAAGAGUGUUGCUGAUGAUGAUGAUGAUGAUGGGUGGUGGACGGGCCCAACUGGUGGUGGAACCUAACUCCCCUUACUGCACCCAGCGCCCAACCUUCCUAACCUGCGACUUCAAAGGAGCACAGAAGGUGUGGUCAGGAUGAUCCAUUAAUUUUCAGCAUUCUUUGAGGUAGUAAUACUUGAAGAGAUGGCUGGAAGACUACCCGACAGGGUGUUUGUGCACAAUGUCCAGGACCUUGUGGUGGAGAGAAAUAUAUGUGUUCAUUUAGCCAUCUACAAUGCAGCCAACAUCUCCUUCAGCAGCACCAGCACCUGCAGCCACCAGGACUAUCUCUCCCUUAAACUUGUGGACUCCACAACCAAUCUAGUGCCCAGCUACAUCACCCAUCUUGACAUGAAGGGGUCAUCAGCCCAGGAGGUUGUAUGUCACAAUGAUCUGCAGUUCUUCACUGUCAUUAACUCAGAUUUAGGAUUACUAGAUAUUCUUCAACCUGUGAGGAACAUUACUGUUAAGCUUGAGGAUUCAAAGAUUGAUGUUUUAGCAAAAUUGAUAUUGGAAAGUAAAUCACAGUUAUUCAUAGUCAAUGUAACUAUAAAUACUUUGGGUCAGAACAGUGUGCAUGUACUUGAAGCUUCUGUAAAUAUAUGGGCGAGUAAUAUUAAAUCCUCACGUAACCAAGCAAUAACACUUGGUCCAAAAUCCACUUUAUCCAUAAGAGACGUGGACGGUAAAGUAACAUUUGCUGGACCACCACAGGAUGUCGAUGACAAAGGAACACUCAACACACCAGAGAAUAUGGACGAUAAAGAAAGAUUAGAUGCAUUACAAGAUGAAUCUGGCAUCUCCACUUCCCCUAAGUUUGACCACAAGUCUCAGAAUCCAAGAAGGUCCCCAAAACACCCAUCAAACAGUUACACACCAGCUCACCGCUGCAUCAACUCUUCCCCUUUGAUUUGGCUUCUGCCCACACUGUUGGCCACAGUAGAGGCUUUUAUCAUCAUUGCAAAUUGUACAAACUGGUUCCCAGCUCUUAAGAGUAGACAAAUUCGACGUGGCGUAGAGGAAGGAGGUCGUAGCAUUGGUAAUAGUCAGGAUGGAGGGGCAAGCCAUGCCGACCCUACUUGGUACUACAGCAGAGAAACCUUAGUUCCCUCACACACAAAUAUGAGGCAAAGGGUAAACAACAAAGAUGCUUAAGGUCAGCAUGAAUGGUCUUGUGUUUAUUAACCCAAUGUUUUGAUUGAUACUUUGACAAAACUAUUGGACAUCACCAUGAACAGCACAUAUACAAUAUUUAAGUACCCUGUAUACAGUACAGUACAUGAUUUUAUAUAAUGUUCAGUAAUAUUUUGAAGAGAAAUAAACCUUUGAAAUAUUGAAACUAAUAUGGCGUAAAUCCAUUCCAAAAUAGUAAAUAUUUUGAAGCUGGAGGUCCCUUCACUCUAUCCUUAGUAAUGUAGUUAGUGUUCCUUUUCAGUCCAUAUCCUUAGGUAAACAUUUGUUUAAAUUUAAUUUUAUUAACCUUUGUUAAUCUGAUAUCAAUGUUUUCUCACUGAUUUAUCCUUUAGUAACUUGUUACCUUUUUCAUAACUCAUAAUUCCUCAUUAACUAAUGUUAUGUUUUGUAAUGUUAACUUUGGGGAGAUAGGAUACAAAAACAAAAUCAAAUUUUGAAUCAGCACUUAUAAUUGUAUUGUAUAUACUGUACAUAAUUUACAAUGUCUUUUUAGUUACUAAAGAUAAAUAUUAAAUACAGUAAUUAGUUUACCUGAGCAUAUCUGAGCAAUUUCACAUGUGGAAAACACAACAUAGUGGCAGGUUACAAACAUACAGCAUGUCCCCCGACUGUGGAGUGGUCUACCAUGCCAUAUACAGGUUUACUGACCAGAAUCCCUAUUCAAGUUUACAUAAUAAUAAAAAACUGGAUAGUAUCUCUGUCUUUCAUGAUUAUGUUGCAUUUUCUCUUUGCCAUUAUGUGGAAAUGCUCUGGUCCUAUGAGUAACAGUGCUAAGAGGAAACACAAUUCUUUUUCCAUAAAAAAAAAAGAAAUUUGUUAAAAAACUUGAAGACUACAUUAUGAGGUCAGUGCCUUCCAUAAUCUAUGAUUUGUCUUAAAGGAACAGAAAGAACAUGUAAUGAAAUUCUCUCUUGACAAGAGAUGUCCAAAAAGAAAUGUUUACUGGUAAAUGUAAGACAUUACAUAACUGUCAGAGUGAUGAUACUGACAGAGUAUUGGUGGAAUGUGAAGUACAGCAACCAACAAUCUUCCACGAACAAAUGAAAAUCAUUGUUGACUGUGAUUACUCUUCUGGCUGGCUGUACUGUAUAAACUAAUGAGAGAGACACGGUACCAGUAUUAAGUUUCUGUAUAGAGUACACAGUAAUAUGUUUGUCUAUAGGGUAUUUGGAAGCAGAAAGGUCUAGAGGUGUAACAGAUUAUGAGUCCCCAAAUCUGUAAAAUCCCCAGAUCUGGUUUGGUUUCAGUCCCAAAGUUUCCAGAUUCUGGGCAUGAACCUGUAUACUGCUCUUAAAAAUGCUAAUGUCUUAAUCAGUUCCUCAACCACAUUAUGUGGAAAUGACACUUUCCUUCAAUUUUACUGGAGAGAAGACCAAGACCUCCUCACUACACUGGAGGAUGCAGUUAUCCUAAAAAAAAAAAAAGGGGGG